Periophthalmus magnuspinnatus is the source of this 408-nucleotide messenger RNA. It is a transcript of the gene dmac1, whose product is annotated as distal membrane arm assembly component 1. The record is from RefSeq and is a predicted model, not a curated record. The transcript is spliced from 2 exons. Lineage: Eukaryota; Metazoa; Chordata; Actinopteri; Gobiiformes; Gobiidae. The coding region runs from base 82 to 342 and encodes 86 amino acids.
CACACAAACUCACCAUUGCUUAACUCACACAUGUACCGCUUACAGACGCUCUUUUUGUGUUGUCCUGACGACUAGCGCUCUAUGUCCGGCCCGGCGGACCCCCCCGGCCCGGCCCCGAGGCCCGCGCCGCUGUUCGGUGGGUGCUGGAGCUGCCGGUUACUCUCUGGAAGUGCUCUGCUUCUGUCAGGGGCCUAUGUGUUUAACGAAGCCCGCAAAGUGAUGCGGAAAGGCGGUCCUACGUCCAUGGGAACGGUCGCACAGAUCACCUUUGCUGCAAGUGUAGCCGCGUGGGGCCUGGUCAUACUCGCAGACCCAGUCGGAAAAUCUCAGAGGAAGUCCUGAAGACUUGAAUGUUUGUAGACUUGUGUGUCAUUAUUGUAUCAGCAGUGUUUAGAGAAAUAAAGAAAC